CUACAACAGUUAACUAAUACCUGAAGUAGAAUCUUGCAUCGAUGGAGAUGAAUUCUGUUACGCCGCCGAUUGCAGUCUGUCCCUAUCGCAUGAUUCUCGUCAGGUAGCUAAUUACCUUCAUAGAAGAAAUAGAAAAGCAUAAGGAAAAUGCGGUCGCUCGGAGGGCAACAAGGCCCCUCACAAAUGAGGAAAACCGGCUCACCUCUCGCCCACACUAUGAGCAUGGAGCUCGGUAAUUCAACCGACUUCGGUGCCGCUAGAGAACGCGAAGCACGACGUAGCACGUUCUGCGGCCUGGCUCGAGGCCGAGGAAAGCCAAGGUCCAAACUUCCGUCUAUUAAGGCGUAG
Molecule: messenger RNA, 348 nt
Organism: Amoebophrya sp. A25
Lineage: Eukaryota; Dinophyceae; Syndiniales; Amoebophryaceae
Source: the annotation of a GenBank genome assembly